UAACAAAGGCAACGUCAUACCUUUUUUUAGGAGGAGUCUUCCAGCCGUCAAUCAUCAAAGUUGUGUCACCGGUGCGAGGAGGAAGGAUAAGGAACUCCCGAUGACAGAAUCUAAACUGGAAUAAACCUCGUUUGUCCUCAAGUUAUUAGUGAACAUUUCGCUUAAAAAAAGUGAAGUAAUCAACGGCGGGCUUGUAGCCUAUUAAUCAUUGGACGAUACGUCUACGGAGAGUUUGUACGCUACCUUUUACAGCACCGAUGUCAGAUGCGCCAUCUCCAUGCGCGACAGGGUUGCAGUUUUCUGAAGGAGAGUUUUCGUUUUUUGGGGGGGGGGCGACUUGGAGACAAUUAACUUCAUGAUGAGAGAACGAACCUGGAUUUAGGAUUCAAAGACAAGACUUCGAGAGAGGGGGCCGGACACAACGACGAGAGAGGGGGCCGGACACAACGACGAGAGAGGGGGCCGGACACAACGACGAGAGAGAGGGACGACGACAGUUUUUGAAAGUUGCUGCCACAUCCCUCCCCCCUCUGUGUCCCAUUGGCUGCUGUUCCCCAGGGGGUGGGACUCAGUAUGGGUUAAGAGCUGUGAGGCCAGACUGAGAGGACCGUGAAGCCUGACACACUCCACCCGCCACACAGGUGGCUAGAGAUCAGAGGUCGUAGCUAGAGGUCAUGGCGGGCCUGAGGAGGAAGCUGAAGUUUCUGGUGACGUUGAUGACGGUCAAUCUCUUCAUCUUCAUCCUAGUGUUCCACGGAGGAGGAGGAGGACAGGACAAGGGACACAACAAGGUCCUUGUCCCCUCCAAGCGCUUCUGGUCCAAACUGGCUCCUAGUCAGGCCUACUGGAACCGCCAGCGACAGAGACUGGACCUCCAACACAACCCCAUCCUCGCCUCCUCCAAUAGUAACAACACUAAUGAUGAUGAUGUCAGACCUGUCCCUGAUUGGCUCAACGACACGGGGCUGAACCCUGACCCCUGCCAACCGGACUACAGAGUCACCACUCACGUGAAAGACUACAAUUCCCUACCUCCUCGUUUUAAAGACUUCCUGCUCUACAUGCGCUGUCGGUCGUACCCUCUAGUGGUGGACCAGCCUCACAUCUGCCAAAAGACCCGGAGAGGGGAGCCGCCCUUCCUCCUACUGGCCGUCAAAUCCCUUGCUCCGCACUUUGACCGCCGCCAGGCCAUCCGCCAGUCGUGGGGUCGAGCCGGCGUCCUCGCCAACCGGACGGUUGUCACGGUGUUCCUGCUCGGCAACACCACGGCCGUGGACCACCACCCAGAUCUGUCGGAGAUGCUGCGCUAUGAGAACACUCACCACCGCGACAUCCUGCAGUGGGACUACCGGGACUCGUUCUUCAACCUGACCGUCAAGGAGGUGCUCUUCCUGGACUGGAUGACCACACGCUGCCCUGGAGCUCAGUUCGUCUUUAAAGGGGACGAUGACGUCUUUGUCAAUACGUUGAGGAUCCUGGCCUUCCUCAAGGGCCUCACGGGGCCCCGGGCAAGGGACCUGUUUGUAGGGGAUGUGAUCACCAACGCGGGGCCAAACAGGGAUAAAAAGGUGAAGUACUUCAUCCCAGAGAGUUUGUUUGUUGGCAAGUACCCGCCAUACGCGGGCGGAGGGGGGUAUCUGUACUCCGGGGACCUGGCCAGGCGGCUGCACGGAGCCUCGCAGCACGUACCUCUCUACCCCAUUGACGACGUCUACACAGGGAUGUGUCUGAGGAAACUGGGGCUGGGGCCGGAGAAACAUAAAGGCUUCAAGACGUUUGACAUUGAGGAGAAGUACAGGAGGAACCCGUGUGCCUAUAAGGGUCUGAUGCUGGUACACAGCCGGACACCGCAGGAGAUGAUCCAGAUCUGGGCCUGGCUCAAUGACCCCAACUUGACCUGUCAGUAACUUCCCAGCCCGUCUCCAUUUUGACUUCAGAAACCGGGGAUAACAGGUGUCGGUGGCCAUUUUGACUUCAGAAACCGGGGACAACCGGUGUCGGUGGCCAUUUUGACUUCAGAAACCGGGGAUAACAGGUGUCGGUGGCCAAUUUGACUUCAGAAACCGGGGACAACAGGUGUCGGUGGCCAUUUUGACUUCAGAAACCGGGGACAACAGGUGUCGGUGGCCAUUUUGACUUCAGAAACCGGGGACAACAGGUGUCGGUGGCCAUUUUGACUUCAGAAACCGGGGACAACAGGUGUCGGUGGCCAUUUUGACUUCAGAAACCGGGGACAACAGGUGUCGGUGGCCAUUUUGACUUCAGAAACCGGGGACAACAGGUGUCGGUGGCCAUUUUGACUUCAGAAACCGGGGACAACAGGUGUCGGUGGCCAUUUUUUUAUUUGAGCUGUCAGUAACCAGGGAAGACAGGUGACUUAAACUGUCGGUAACUGCCUGGACCAGACACCACGACAGGCGGCCAUUUUGUUAUGCUGGUUGUUAUAGUAACUCUGUGGUCAGUGGCCACUGUUUUGUGACACUUGGUAGGUUUGUUACAUUCUAAAGGUCAGACACAAUUUUGAGACUUUUUUUUUUUUAAAUGUAAUUUUUUAGGGAAGGAUUAUUACUCUUGGAGGAUCAGUCGAACAUUGGCAGCUUUAAUGUUGUUAUUAUCAUGUUUGUUGAUGCUAGUUAACCGUCUUCAAAGUUGAAUCUUGGAUGAACAUUUCAGGUUUUGAAUCCCAAGAUAAAGAGGGUGUGACUGUGAUGGCGGUACGAUGGCAGACCAACGUCAUGGCGAUAUGAUGGUCAACGUGUCUCUGAGCUUUCUAAAUGGUCGUCAUGGCGUUAUGAUGGUCAACGUGUCUCUGAGCUUUCUAAAUGGUCGUCAUGGCGAUAUGAUGGUCAACGUGUCUCUGAGCUUUCUAAAUGGUCGUCAUGGCGAUAUGAUGGUCAACGUGUCUCUGAGCUUUCUAAAUGGUCGUCAUGGCGAUAUGAUGGUCAACGUGUCUCUGAGCUUUCUAAAUGGUCGUCAUGGCGUUAUGAUGGUCAACGUGUCUCUGAGCUUUCUAAAUGGUCGUCAUGGCGUUAUGAUGGUCAACGUGUCUCUGAGCUUUCUAAAUGGUCGUCAUGGCGAUAUGAUGGUCAACGUGUCUCUGAGCUUUCUAAAUGGUCGUCAUGGCGAUAUGAUGGUCAACGUGUCUCUGAGCUUUCUAAAUGGUCGUCAUGGCGAUAUGAUGGUCAAGUCUGAUGGAUCUUUCAUGAUUCCCCGCUGUGUGUCUGACGGCACAAGAGUCUGUACCAUAUUGUAUUAUGAGGAGUUGGAGACAGAGGAGUCUGAUCCCAGAUCUGUUUUGGUGUGAAAAUGACCGUAAGAGUUGGCACAAACUGAUCUGGAACCAGGCUAAUGGAUGAGUGCUCAGCUGGUCUGGGCCGUGCUAGAUAAAGAUGUUUGGUCGUUCCACGAAAUCAGUCCCUCUUGGAGAAUGUAACUUGGGAAAAUAAAUCAAAUAAAAGAGCCCAUGUUGAACUUUAAAAACAAACCCGUUUCCCAGUCUGGAGAGAUCUGACUGAUGGACCUUAAUGAUGACACUUUAACACCGUGUGUCUGACUGAUGGACCUUAAUGAUGACACUUUAACACCGUGUGUCUGACUGAUGGACCUUAAUGAUGACACUUUAACACCGUGUGUCUGACUGAUGGACCUUAAUGAUGACACUUUAACACCGUGUGUCUGACUGAUGGACCUUAAUGAUGACACUUUAACACCGUGUGUCUGACUGAUGGACCUUAAUGAUGACACUUUAACACCGUGUGUCUGACUGAUGGACCUUAAUGAUGACACUUUAACACCGUGUGUCUGACUGAUGGACCUUAAUGAUGACACUUUAACACCGUGUGUCUGACUGAUGGACCUUAAUGAUGACACUUUAACACCGUGUGUCUGACUGAUGGACCUUAAUGAUGACACUUUAACACCGUGUGUCUGACUGAUGGACCUUAAUGAUGACACUUUAACACCGUGUGUCUGACUGAUGGACCUUAAUGAUGACACUUUAACACCGUGUGUCUGACUGAUGGACCUUAAUGAUGACACUUUAACACCGUGUGUCUGACUGAUGGACCUUAAUGAUGACACUUUAACACCGUGUGUCUGACUGAUGGACCUUAAUGAUGACACUUUAACACCGUGUGUCUGACUGAUGGACCUUAAUGAUGACACUUUAACACCGUGUGUCUGACUGAUGGACCUUAAUGAUGACACUUUAACACCGUGUGUCUGACUGAUGGACCUUAAUGAUGACACUUUAACACCGUGUGUCUGACUGAUGGACCUUAAUGAUGACACUUUAACACCGUGUGUCUGACUGAUGGACCUUAAUGAUGACACUUUAACACCGUGUGUCUGACUGCACAAAGAGCUUUCAAAAUGCUGUAAAACAGUGACUCUAGUAAGUGCCAAAUAAAGUAACAGGGUUGACUAACAGGGUUGACUAACAGGGUUGACUAACAGGGUUGACUAACAGGGUUGACUGUCACAGGGUUGACUGUCACAGGGUUGACUAACAGGGUUGACUAACAGGGUUGACUGUCACAGGGUUGACUGUCACAGGGUUGACUGUCACAGGGUUGACUGUCACAGGGUUGACUGUCACAGGGUUGACUGUCACAGGGUUGACUGUCACAGGGUUGACUGUCACAGGGUUGACGAGUUCAUGUUAAAUCAGCCAUAAAUCUCUUUGUGACGAGGGGGAAUGGAAGAUUGUUGUGUGCAACAGGGAGGGCUUCUUUUUUAAAAUAUAUCUAUAUUUCUGGGUAACAUGUAACGUAUGCUGCUCAACCCGCCUCAGGUUUCCACCACAAAACAUCAGAAUAUGUACAAAAAGAGCGGAACCAGCUCACCUGCUUUUACACUGAAAAAUAAUAUUUAAGAAGGAAUAGUUUCACCAUAUUUAAACGAGGGUUCAGUUCAUGUAACAAGGUUGACCUCUAAAAUCAGGGGCAGGUUUUUUUUUUUUUUUUUACCUUUUUAAAAUAAUUCACUAAUCACAUUUAAAUGAAUUAAUCUCUAGAAAUGGCAAAAUAACUAGGUCUUUACAAUGUUGGUGAAAACCUUUUUGGGGUUGAAGUGUCUGUCAACAGUUGCUACAUCCAGUUUGGAUUCUUGAAGAAUGUAACUGAUAAAUACCUCAUGAGCUCAACUGUCACACCACAUCAGUCCUUGCAUCCAUAGCCCUGUCUGGUUCUUCAGCCCAGUCCCUCAGCUUUUUACCAAAACAGGGGCGGGGAGUUAAUUUAUAGUUUUUUUUACUGCUGAUUGCGGCUUUAAGUGGGUUAAAAUCUAGCCAAAAUCCUGACUUUAUGUCACUGUAGCAAGUCUGUUCGCAUUAAAAGUCAGAUUCUGUGGUCUAUAUUAAAGGGCCUGUUAAAAUAGAGUUUUGGUGCACCGUUGUAACUGAAACAUCGAAGGGAUGCAGAAGAAACGUCUGUGGAACAAGUCUGUUCAGCGUUGCUUCAGGGCCUCCUUGUGAGCCGGACGUCUUUAUUAACAACGAUACCGGCAAGCUGAACUGGCUGCUUAUAGCAUAUUUUCACAAAGACAACUAUCAUUCCCCCCCUCCCCCCCCCAAACUAUAACAAAGAUAAAGCUGGAACCGUAACCAAGGCGAUUGGCUCGUGGGUCAUUCAUGUUCUGCAACGGUGUUUACUGCCAGAUCAGAGAAAUACUGUUUUUUAUUUAUCCACAAUCAUUACUGUUCUUGUCAGAUGGUAAAAAAAAAAAACAUGUCAAA
Molecule: messenger RNA, 5734 nt
Organism: Oncorhynchus tshawytscha (Chinook salmon)
Lineage: Eukaryota; Metazoa; Chordata; Actinopteri; Salmoniformes; Salmonidae
Product: N-acetyllactosaminide beta-1,3-N-acetylglucosaminyltransferase 2-like
Exons: 6
Coding region: 675-1907 (410 amino acids)
Cellular component (GO): membrane
Molecular function (GO): hexosyltransferase activity
Source: RefSeq, a predicted model, not a curated record